Messenger RNA from Grammomys surdaster, 3315 nucleotides. It is a transcript of the gene Rassf3, whose product is annotated as Ras association domain family member 3. NCBI's taxonomy places the organism in Eukaryota, Metazoa, Chordata, Mammalia, Rodentia, Muridae. Gene Ontology annotation, cellular component: cytoplasm. Gene Ontology annotation, biological process: signal transduction. The record is from RefSeq and is a predicted model, not a curated record. The transcript is spliced from 5 exons. Bases 38 to 739 code for a protein of 233 amino acids.
CCCGGGGAGGCCCCCUGCGCGCAACCGGACCAGCAGCAUGAGCAGCGGCUACAGCAGCCUCGAGGAGGACGCGGAGGACUUUUUCUUCACCGCCAGGACCUCCUUCUUCAGGAGAGCGCCUCCGGGCAAGUCCCGUUCGGGUCAGCCGGAUGUGGAGAAAGAGAAGGAAACACACAAUUACCUCAGCAAAGAGGAAAUCAAAGAAAAAGUUCAUAAAUACAAUUCAGCGGUCACGGACAAGCUGAAGAUGACCUUAAAUUCAAACGGGAUCUACACUGGCUUCAUCAAGGUGCAGAUGGACCUCUGCAAGCCUGCCCAGCUCCCUCCCAGCCCCAGUAGCACUGGAUGUAUGAACACACUUCACAUCAGCAGCACAAACACGGUGGGAGAGGUGAUCGAGGCCCUGCUCAAGAAGUUUCUGGUGACCGAGAGUCCCACCAAGUUUGCGCUUUAUAAGCGUUGUCACAGGGAAGACCAAGUGUAUGCCUGCAAGCUCUCGGACCGGGAACACCCGCUGUACCUGCGUUUGGUAGCAGGGCCCAGAACCGACACACUUAGUUUUGUUCUUCGAGAACAUGAGAUUGGAGAGUGGGAAGCCUUCAGCCUCCCGGAGCUGCAGAACUUCCUGCGCAUCUUGGACAAGGAGGAGGACGAGCAGCUGCAGAGCCUGAAGCGGCGCUAUUCAGCCUACAGGCAGAAGCUGGAGGAGGCGCUGGGCGAGGGCUGGAAGCCCGGCUAAGGCACAGGGCUCUGCCUGCCCGGAAGGCACAGCUCGGGACGCACGAGAGAGCCGCAUCGAUUGCCUCUCUCCUCGGAGAGCUGUCUUCGUGCCUUCCUCUUUUCCCUGUAGACACAGUUCUCAAAGCCUGGUCACGCACCAUCCUGCGCCUCACGGAUUGGCACAAGGGACUCUGCAAGCUUGUUCUGUUUUGGCAUGGCGACGUUACCUCUUGCGAGCUGUGAGCCUGUGCUCGUCAGGCGCAUCCUGGAGCGCUCGGAAGCUCGGACUCCGGGUUGAUGCUCCCUGUUAUCUUCUAGUUACUUUAAUGAUGUGAUUUCGGUAGCUUCAGGAUGCGAAGAUGAUCUUUAAAGCUUUACUAGGCGAUCUCAAGUCCUACGGUGAAACCCUGCUUGUUUUUGUUCUCUGUCAGAACAGUCUACCCACAUGAACUGACGGACACAGGAAUUCAGGAACUCUGGGGGAUUGGGAAAAGAUUUUGGAAGAGUUUUGACAAAGAAAGUAAAGAGCAUGUCGGGAAGGUAGAGGGAAGGUGAGGGCCUAGGGCUCGGGGAGGUAGCAUGGUUUCUAAGUUAGUAUCAGAGGAGAAAGGUGUAUUUGUCUGUAAAGGAGCUAAAAGCAUUCAGGGUCAGUGUUGAGCUCAGUUAAAGAUUGUUUAAUUUGUUAGUGGUAAAAUGUGGGGUCAGAGCCAAAGAGCCAAGAGCUAAGCCCAAAGGAGGGAGGAGGGACUCAUGAACUGCAGCCGACCUGUAAUGGAUUUAACCUUGACCGAGGUGGUCCGCAGGUAGGCUUGCCUCAGCUGGACCUGACCUGUGCAUCCGUUCCCGGAUGGCCUGGGGUUUAGCUGCUCUGUGGAGGUGGGGCCUGACCGAGUGCUGAUUCCUGUUAAUGUAGAUCCCCCCCCCACACACACACACACACACACACACACACACACACACACACACACACAUACACACACACACACACAUACACACACACACACACACACACACACACACACACACACAGAGGUUGCUCUCAGAGUUAAAAAGGAGUUUGGGUAAGAGCAGCUGCUUCCCCUCAGCUGUUAGCUAGGAGAUGUAGCAAGGCCGGGGCUCACAGCACACUUUGUGGGGCUCACAGCACACUCUGUGACAAUCACCCCCUUCCUGUUAUUCCACCCUUCCUUUUCCCUGCGCCCCCCCACCCCAGCCCCAAUCACUCUCCAGAGUUGUUCUUAUGAAGUAGAAGACAGGGAUGUUGAUUAAAGGCCAGGUCCUACUGCAUCCUUGCCUCUUCAGAGACCUAAGGGCCCCAAGGAAGGAAAGGCCACACCCAGCUGACCGCACCACAGGCGUUCAUUAUGGAAGUAUUUUAACACAAGCGUGCAUGUUCCUUCCAACCAAAGAGACGCGUGUGCAAUAGACCAGGCGCGAUGGGCUCUCUUCCCAGAGCACCCUGCAAAUCAGAGAGCGGCGGGCACGGUGUUCGCGCUUCCAGAGGGGCCUUCCGGUUGGUCUGCCUCUAGUCUAGAUAGAUUUUGUUGUUUAUAAAUUCCCAAGGAAUUGUUAACACGGUGACACCCGAUGGAAUCUUUUGGAAAUUCCGAGGUGCUCCCGCUCUUUGCCUUUCUAUGAACUGUGCCUUGGAUGGAGACACUGUCCCUCCGGGGUGGCUCUCCUGACUUCAUCAGAGAACGCCACCCCGUGGGAGGCAGAUCCAAGCUCCCGAGACAAUCGGAUCUUCUAAGCUAUUAGGAAGAGUUGGGGGAAAAAAAAAGAGUAGAGCUAGCUAUAAAAUAUGAAUGGCACAUCUUGUUUAAUUUUGCAUGUGAUUUCUUCUUUGCGCAUCAGUGAGGUUUAGUGACAUUGUCAUCCGACACGCUGCCUUUGUUCAGGGAAUACCUCCAUGGUUCCUGUACCGGUCUUACUCUUCAGACUAUGGCUUGGGUUUGUGUAUGCCGCCACCAGCCACCUGGUCUUCUAAUUCCUCCUCCCAAUGUCCUCAGUGUUUGUGAGGCGUUAGUUUCUCAGAUUUAGACACUGUUAGAACCUGAAGUAGCAGCUGAUGGGUAUCUGUGAAAUUUUUUUUUUUUUUACUUGAAGUAGACUGUAUGCAAACAGCACCCUCCUCUGUAUUCAUCCAAGCCUCGCUCCGUGGCGUGUGCACUACACUUUGAGACUCGGAAGUGUCACUGUAUUGAAGAUCUGCCCGUCCUGAAGACUGAUGUUCUCUCCCAAACACUGGUUACUACAGCAGCAGUUUUUCAGAGCACAAAGGAAGAAAAAGAGCCCCGGGGGCCAAAGAUCUUUUUUUUUUUUUUUUUUUAACCGUUGUUCAGAUCCUUCGGUAAAACAAAACAGCUUUGCUGUAUUACUGUUUUCUCUUCGGAAUGCGAUGGUACAGGAACGGUGUUGAAUGAAGGGGGACCGCAGGGAAGCUUUUUAAAUCUAAAGUUAAACGCUAUAUUUAUAAUGUUGAGGACUUUUAAGUUUUAUUUUUAUAGGGCAGAUUUUUUUUUCCUCCCCUGAAAUUGUGUCUGGAAUGGCAAAAAUUGUUUCUAUUAUUAAAAAAAAUUUGAAGUCGUCAGUUGA